AUGGAUGUAAAUAUGGGCCAGUGGGCAGGCAUGCGAGCCCCUCUUCUCGGCCUCGCCCUGCUGCUGCCAUUGCUGCUCUUCAAGCCACCACCCUGCUACGCCCAGAACAUCCAGGGGGGCCUUCAGGAUGGACCUCACUUUGGCUUCACUCAGGCUGUCUACCAUGCUAUGGUUUACGAAAACUCAGCAGCACGCACCUAUGCCAACAGUAAAGUUAAAAUGGGCAUCCACCUGGCCCAGCGCUCCUGGGAGAUUCGCUACAGAAUCACUUCAGGUGAUGACGAAGGGUUUUUCAAGGCCGAGGAGUAUGUGCUGGGCGACUUCUGCUUCCUGCGCAUAAGGACUAAAGGUGGCAAUGCAGCUAUCUUGAACAGAGAGAUUCAGGAUAAUUAUGUAUUAACAGUAAAGGCCUCUGUCAAGGGAGAAGCCCUUCUUGAGACCUGGACUAAAGUCAGCAUCCAGGUCUUGGACAUGAAUGACCUGCGACCCUUGUUCUCACCCACCACUUACUCCGUCACUAUAGCGGAGAGCACCCCUCUCAGGACUAGCAUAGCACAAGUUACCGCCACAGAUGCAGAUAUUGGCUCCAACGGGGAGUUUUACUAUUUUUUCAAGGAGAAAAUGGAGCUGUUUGCUGUACACCCAACCAGUGGAGUGGUUUCUCUCAGUGGAAAGCUCAAUGUUGAUGAGCAGAACCGUUACGACUUAGAAAUCCUGGCUGUGGACCGCGGCAUGAAGCUCUAUGGAAAUAAUGGGGUUAGCAGCACAGCCAAGCUUUUUGUCCAUGUAGAGCGUGUGAAUGAACAUGCCCCAGUCAUGAAUGUGAUCACCCACAGCCCCUCUUGGCUUGAUAAAAACCCUGUGUAUGCCAUGGUCACUGUUGAGGACCUAGAUGAAGGUUUAAAUGGAGAAAUAGACUCAGUGGUCAUUGUUGGUGGAGACCCUUCAGAGCAAUUUUUGAUAGAAAGGUCUGUGGAAGGCGAGUUUGCCAUAAAGGCCUCUGAGUCAGUAAAUUGGGAGACUUACCCUUAUGGCUGUAAUCUCACUUUGCAGGCUAAAGACAAGGGAGCCCCACAGAAGUUCUCUGCUGUCAAGGUUGUCCACCUAAUGGUCAGGAAGCAGACAGCGGAAGCUACUUUUGAGCGAGAGGUGUAUGAUGUUAGUCUGAAUGAAAUUUCACCACCAGGUACAAUUGUAGAGGCUGUUAAAAUCAAGCCAGAGCCUGAUGAUGCAGAAUAUAUCUUGACGCCUUCUGCAGAUUCAGCCUUUUUUCAAAUGAACACCCUAACAGGUGUCAUUUCCACCACUCACUGGUUCACUCAGGUGACCCAGGAUGUCUUUAAUCUUGAGGUAUUGGAAAUAGAUAGUGAGCUCAAAGUUAAAGUGCGGGUAAACAUUGAGGAUGCCAAUGACAACACACCAACAUUUGAUCAGUCUUCUUAUGAGGUUUUGGUCAAUGAAAGUGUAGUAGUUGGUACCAAUGUAUUAACAGUUUCUGCAGUGGAUGAGGAUAAAGGAGAACAUGGAUACAUUACUUAUAGCAUAUCCAGUCUUCAGCCAUUACCCUUCAAAAUCAAUCAGUUUUCUGGUAUCAUCAGCACCACUAUAGAGUUGGACUUUGAAUCCUCAUCAGAGAGCUUUGUGUUUGUUGUCAGAGCAUCUGACUGGGGAUCGCCUUACAGGCGAGAGAGUGAAGUCAAUGUUACAAUCCACCUUGAAAAUGUAAAUGACAACCGGCCAUUGUUUGAGAAGGUAGCAUGCCAGGGGGUGAUCUCUCGGGAUUUCCCAGUGGAUGAAGUGAUAACCACAAUGUCUGCGAUUGAUAUAGAUGAGUUGGAGCUAGUAAAAUAUAAGAUCAUUUCAGGGAACGAAUGGGGGUACUUCGACCUCAACCCGGAUUCAGGGGUCCUUUCAUUGCAACAUUCCCUUGACACAGCCAGUCCAAAGAACGGUGUCUUUAGUCUCAAAAUAACUGCCACAGAUGGUGAAAACUUUUCUGAUCCUAUGUUUGUUAACAUCUCAGUUGCUCAUGGUAAAUCUCCUUCUAAAAGUUUCAAUUGUAAAGAGACAAGGGUAGCCCAAAAGUUAGCGGAAAAGUUACUCAAAAAGUCCAAAGCUAGCAUGAAGCCCAAAAUUGAGGAAGGAUUUAUUGACCUUUUCUCUGUCAAUCGGCAAACACCACAGUUUGAUAAAGCUUUUCCCACAGAUAUUGCUGUUCGGGAAGACCUUAAGAUUGGCUUGAGUGUUUUUCAGGUUAAUGCGUACGAUGGUGACACUGGUUUCAAUGGUCAGAUUAUAUUCUCUAUUUCAGAUGGAAACACUGACAGCUGUUUUAACAUUGACAUGGAGACUGGACUUAUCAGUGUCUACCUACCUAUGGACAGAGAAAAGAGGGAUCGUUAUCUCCUCAACCUAACUAUCUAUGACCUUGGCCUGCCACAGAAAACUGCCUGGCGUUUGCUUACUGUAUACAUAGAGGAUGCUAAUGAUAAUGCACCCCUAUUUUUGCAAGAAGGAGGCUAUAGAAUUGUCAUACCUGAAAACACUGCCAUAGGUACAGACAUCAUCCAAGUUGAGGCCACUGACAAAGAUCUAGGACCCAAUGGGGAGAUUGUGUACUCUGUUUUGACCAGCACCACCCAGUUUGGUAUCAACUCCACUAAUGGGAUAGUGUACGUUGCUGGCCAACUUGACAGGGAGUUUGUUUCAGCAUUUAACCUGAAGAUUGAGGCCCGGGACAAGGCAGAGAAAGGGAGCCAGACAUUUUCUGUGACCACUUUGAAAUUAAUAUUAGAGGAUGUGAAUGACUGUCCCCCACUAUUUAUCCCCAAUGUGUACAAAGCCAGGGCUCUGGAGGAUCUUCCAGUAGGAACUGUUGUGGCCUGGUUAGAAACCCAGGACCCAGAUUUGGGUUUGGGAGGCCAGGUCCGCUUCUCCCUAGCAAACGACUACAAUGGAUGGUUUGAGGUAGACAGGGCCAGCGGGGCUAUUCGGCUGACAAAAGAGCUAGACUACGAGACCCAGCAGUUCUACAAUCUUACUGUGAAGGCCAAAGACAAGGGGAGGCCUGUUUCUCUUCUCUCUGUCACCUCUGUGGAGGUGGAGGUCGUAGAUGUGAACGAAAAUCUCUACGCUCCAUACUUUUCCCAAUUUGCCCUUACAGGAUUAGUUAAAGAGAAUGCCCGGAUUGGAACUACCCUACUCCAAGUCAUUGCCAACGACGAUGACACUGGCAGAGAUGGAGAAAUCCAGUACUCCAUUCGCGAUGGAAGUGGGCUUGGACGGUUUGCCAUUGAUGAAGAGACAGGGGUGAUCUACACUACUGAUAUGCUGGACCGCGAGACCAAGGACUCUUAUUGGCUAACGGUGUAUGCCAGCGACCACGGCGUGGUUCCCCAGUUCGCAACUAUCGAGGUAUUCGUCCAGGUGGAGGAUGUUAACGAUAACGCCCCGCUGACCUCAGAGCCGCUGUACCGGCCCUCAGUGCCUGAGAACUCUCCACGAGAUGUUUCUGUGAUCCAGAUCCAGGCCCAGGACCCUGAUGCCACACCUCCUGCCGCUGCUGACAGGCUCAACUAUCGCAUCAUCAGUGGAAACCCACAGAACUUCUUCACAAUCAACACUCGCACUGGUCUGAUCACCACAACCUCCAGGAAACUGGACCGUGAACAACAAACAGAACACGUAUUAGAGGUGUUGGUGUCUGAUGGUGGUCCUAGUCCCAGGCAGAGUACAGUGUGGGUGAUGGUUCAGAUCCUGGAUGAAAACGACAACAAGCCCACAUUUCCUGAGAAGGUCUACCAGGUCAAACUUCCAGAGAGAGAGCGUAGAAAGAAGGGCGAGCCCAUCUACCGGGUGUUCGCCUACGACCGUGAUGAAGGUCCCAACAGCGACCUCUCCUACAGCAUCGUGGACGGAAACCAAGACGGGAAGUUCUUCAUCGACCCCAAGACUGCGGUUGUAUCUUCCCGAAAGGCCUUCACUGCAGGGAGCUAUGACAUCUUGACCAUCAAAGCGACAGACAAUGGGCGUCCUCAGAAAUCCUCCACAGCUCGCCUGCACAUCGAGUGGAUUCGUCGACCUCCUCCCUCGACUCUCCCAGUGCUCUUCGAUGAGCCGUUCUACAAUUUCACUGUCAUGGAGAAUGACAAGGUUGCAGAGAUCGUGGGAGUGGUGUCCCUGCAGCAGAACUCCAUCCCCUUGUGGUUUGACAUCACAGGUGGGAACAGCGACAGCGUGUUUGACGUAGAGAAGGCUGUGGGCACCAUCAUCAUCGCCAAGCCUCUGGAUGCUGAGCAGUGCUCCUUCUACAACUUGACGGUACAGGCAUCAGACGGCACCAACACUGCAUACGCACAGGUUCACAUCACUGUUAUGGACAACAACGACAAUGCUCCCAUCUUCUCCCAACCAACCUAUGAUGUCACUAUUUCUGAAGACACGCCACCUGACACUGAGGUGGUCCAAGUUCUGGCGUCGGACCGUGAUGAGCAUCACCGGCUGACCUACUCUCUGCAGAGCUCCAUAGACCCCAGUAGCAUGCGUCUAUUCCGCAUCCACCCCUCCCUUGGUACCAUCUACACUGCUCAGAGGCUGGACCACGAGGCCUGUGCCCAGCACAUCCUUACUGUCAUUGUGAAGGACCAGGAGUUCCCAUACAGAAAGAACCUGGCUCGUGUGCUAAUAGAAGUGGAUGAUAUAAAUGACCAUGUACCCAUCUUCACCAGUGCGCUUUACGAAGGCUCAGUCUAUGAGUCAGCAGCAGUGGGAUCAGCUGUGGUCCAGGUGACUGCCCUGGACAAAGACAAAGGCGAGAAUGCAGAGCUACACUACUCUAUUGAAGCAGGGAACACUGGAAAUGCAUUCCAUAUUGAACCAGUUCUGGGUAUCAUCACUGUUGCGCGUGACUUGGACCUGUCUAGCAUAGGACAUUAUGUUCUCACUGUCAGAGUCACUGACAAUGGCUCCCCUCCCCUGUCCACCACUACUGUAGCGCGCAUAGCUGUCACCCUCUCUGACAAUGCUGGACCAAAGUUCCCUCAGCCUGAAUACCAGGCUGAAAUCACAGAGAAUGCUGUGGUUGGGACCUCCGUCACCACAGUCAAUGCAGUCAGCCAGUCAACCCUCACUUAUGACAUCAAGCAGGGCAACGCAGAUCGUGUUUUUCAGAUAAAUCAGUACAGUGGAGUGAUUACCACUCAAAAGUCUCUAGACUAUGAGACUACAGCAUUUUAUGCCUUGAUAGUCCAGGCUACCAACAUGGCUGGGAUGGCCUCCAAUGCUUCUCUGUUAAUCCAGGUAGUGGAUGAGAAUGAUAACCCACCAGUUUUCCAGCAGCUUCACUAUCAUGGCAGCAUCAGCGAGGCAGCACCACUCAACAGUGUGGUCUUGAACUCAGAUGACUCACCUCUCGUAAUCAAGGCCACUGAUGCUGACCGCAACCAAAAUGCUCUAUUGGUCUACCAGAUUGUUGAGGACACUGCAAAAAUGUUCUUCACUGUGGACUCAGGAACUGGCUCCAUUAGAACCAUUGCUAAUCUAGACCAUGAGACAUUUGCCACCUUCCACUUUCAUGUCCAUGUGAGGGACAAUGGCAGGCCACAGUUGACAGCAGACAGUCCAACAGAGGUCAGAAUACAAGUCAUUGACACUAAUGAUUCACCACCUCAAUUCACCCAGAAUGCCUAUGAAACAGUUCUGCUACUCCCUACCUAUGUGGGAGUAGAAGCAUUGCAGGUUUCAGCCAUAGACCCUGACCAAGAUGUCCCUUCAGAGCUCACCUACUCUCUAACUGAUGGCGUACUGGAACAUUUUGCCAUCAAACCUUCCAGUGGAGUCAUCACAGUCAAACACAACAACUUCUCCAAAGAACGUUUCCGCUUUAGUGUCAAAGUUUCAGAUGGGAAAUUUUCCAACACAGCUUUGGUGACUAUUCUUGUCCGAGAAGCUCUGGACUCUGGUCUCAGCUUCUCUCAUAGCCUUUACUCUUCAUCUAUUCAAGAGAAUGUAUCAAAUAUCACCAAAGUGGCUGUGGUCAAUGCUGUGGGAAACCGUCUCAAUGAACCAUUGAAGUACACCUUGUUAAAUGCCGGCACAAGCUUCAGAAUCCGUCCAACUUCUGGUGUGAUCCAAACCACAGGUAUACCCUUUGACCGUGAAGAGCAUGAAUUCUAUGAACUGGUUGUCGAGGCGAGAAGGGAGCAUGACCGUCUGCACGUGGCCAGAGUUAUAGUUAGAGUCCAAGUUGAGGACAUAAAUGAUAAUGCCCCUGUGUUUGUUGGACUUCCUUAUUAUGCAGCUGUUCAAGUAGAAGCUGAGCCAGGAUCACACAUUUUCAGGGUCAUGGCAGUAGAUGGUGACAAAGGGAUUAAUGGAGAGGUGUCUUACUAUCUAAAGGAUGACCAUGGUCACUUUGAGAUCAACAGGCAUACAGGUGGUCUCAACCUAAAGAGAGAUUUUGAGUCUGACUUGUCCAAUGUGGAAUAUCAGAUGGUGAUAUAUGCCAGAGAUGGUGGUUAUCCACCUCUCUCAUCUACUAUAGAGUUCCCCAUCACAGUUGUCAAUAAAGCUAUGCCUGUCUUCGAUAAACCAUUUUAUUCCGUCUCUGUGAAUGAGGAUGUGGCUGUGCACACACCUAUCCUCGGCAUUAAUGCCACUAGUCCUGAAGGUCAAAGCAUCAUCUACACUAUAGUUGAUGGAGACCCAUCCCUUCAGUUUGACAUUGGUUUUGAUACUGGAGUCAUAAGUGUCAUCCACUCUUUGGACUACGAAGCAGCAUCAUCGUACCACCUGACCAUCAGAGCCACGGACUAUCUGACUGGUGCCCGUGCUGAAGUUGAUGUAGAUGUGGUUGUCCAGGAUAUAAAUGAUAACCCACCAAUCUUCCAGAAAAUGUCUUACAGGGUAAUUUUGUCUGAAACAGCCAUGAUUGGAACUCCAGCACUUCAAGUUAUUGCCACUGACAAAGAUUCAGAGAAGAACAAUGAUGUCCGCUACCAGAUCUUCUCAGAUGUGCAUAACAGCACAGACUACUUUCACAUUGACAGUAGCAGUGGAUUAAUCCUGUCAGCACGUAUGCUAGACCAUGAACUGGUCCAGAAGUAUGACUUCAUUGUGAGGGCCACCGAUAAUGGCUUCCCCCCAUUGAGUAGUGAAGUAUCAGUCACAGUUGUGGUUAAUGACAUGAAUGACAAUCCACCUGUUUUCAAUCAGCUACUCUAUGAGGCAUACGUGAAUGAGUUAGCACCUAUGGGUCACUUUGUAACUUGUGUCCAGGCCUCAGAUGCUGAUAGCUCGGAUUUCGACAAGUUGGAAUACAGCAUUUUGUCAGGAAAUGAAAGAAUGAACUUUGUGAUGGACAAAAAGAAAGGAGUCAUCACAUUGUCCAGCCACCUUAAGCAAAGAAUGGAGCCUGCCUACAGCCUCAAUGUUUCAGUGUCAGAUGGGGUGUUCACCAGCACUGCACAGGUUCAUGUUGAGGUGUUGGGGGCCAACCUAUAUAGUCCAGUAUUUGGACAGAAUAUGUAUGAGGCAGAGUUAAGAGAGAAUUCUGCUGCGGGAACCAAAGUUAUACAAGUGAAAGCAACGGAUGUAGACCCUGGAGUGUUUGGUCACAUCACUUAUUCCUUUGUUAAUGAUAUGGGCAAGGACCAAUUUAGCAUUGAUGCAAAUGGUCAGAUCUCCACUGUAGAAAAACUUGAUCGUGAGGACCCAGCAAAUAAAGACAUUGUUCUAACAGUAGCAGCCCAGGACUCAGGUGGACGUGUCUCCUACUGUACAGUACAAGUUACUCUGUUGGAUGAUAAUGACAAUGUACCUCGCUUCCAUGCCACAGAGUACCGAGCUUCAGUCAAAUCCAAUGUGGCUAAAGGUUUUAUGGUGACACAAAUUCAGGCUUAUGAUCCUGAUGAUGGCACAAAUGCAAAAGUGACAUAUUCACUUUACAGUGAGGCACAUGUCCCUGUGGUAGACAUUUUGGAGAUAGACCCAGACAAUGGUUGGAUGGUGACUAAAGGCAGCUUCAGCCACUUGAGGAACUCUGUAUUAUCUUUUUUUGUGAAGGCUGUGGAUGGAGGUCAUCCAGUCCGGCAUUCUCUUGUGUCUGUCUACAUCCAUGUUCUUUCUCCAGAUGCCUUCAUUCCUUCCUUCAGCCAACAUCAAUACUUAUUUAGCAUGCCAGAGGACACCCCCAUAGGUUCAGCCAUAGGGACGGUGCACCUCAACACUGGAUAUGCAUCACUCUCUGCUACCUUUGCCCUGGUUAACGGAGAGAUCGGAGAAAAUAACCAAGAUGGGAUGUUCGUGGUGGAAAAGGAUACAGGUGUGAUCAAGCUUGAUAAGCCCUUGGACCAUGAGGCAAUAAAAGGAUACCACUUCAAAGUCACUGCCAUUGUACAACAGGCUAAGCUGGAUUCUGUGACUUCUGUUGAUAUUGAAGUCAAAGUGUUGGAUCUAAAUGACAACAAACCAGCAUUUGAAGCCAACUCAUAUGAGGCCACAGUUAUGGAGGGAAUGUCAAUUGGAAUCAGAAUCAUUCAAGUCCAAGCGCUAGACCCGGACUCCGGGGCAAAUGGCCAGGUAACAUACAGUCUUGGGACAUUAAUCCAGUCAGAAGGAGAUUCAGAAAUGUUAGUUGGCACAUUUAGUAUUGACAGCAACACAGGCUGGAUCUCCACACGCAAGGACCUGGACCAUGAGACAAAUCCAUCCUACACAUUCACAGUGAUAGCCUCUGACCUUGGCGAGACCCUAUCUCUUUCCAGUACCACCACUGUGACCAUAGCGGUAUCAGACAUCAAUGACAACCCGCCCAGGUUCCUGGAGAAACGCUACUUUGGUUCAGUUCAGGAGAGUGACCCGCCAGGCGAAGUGGUGGCUGUGCUGAACACCAGAGAUGAUGACAGCUCUGCCGUUAACCGUCAAGUCAGCUACCACAUCACUGGUGGAAACUAUCGUGGUGUGUUUGCACUGGGUCUGGUUCAGGGUGAAUGGAAGAUGUAUGUGAAGAGGCCACUGGACAGGGAGGAACGCAACCUCUACAUCAUCAAUGUCACUGCUAGCGAUGGACUCUUUGUUUCCCAGGCAACAGUGGAGGUGACAGUCAUUGACACCAAUGACAACAACCCCAUCUGUGACCAGGCUGUGUACACUGCCUCCAUUCCAGAGGACCUCCCAGUCAACAGUGUGGUGCUGAGGGUUGGAGCUACAGAUGCAGAUGUAGGCGUCAGUGCCUGGAUCCAGUACUCCUUACAUGGUCCUGGAUCGCAGGACUUCAGCAUUCACCCGGACACCGGUGAGGUCAAGUCAUCUGUGAUUCUUGACCAUGAGAUGACACCCUACUACCGGCUCGUUGCCCAGGCAACUGAUGGUGGUGGGCGAUGGUGCCGUGCUGAGGUGCAGCUGACAGUUACUGAUGUGAAUGACAACCCGCCCAUCUUUACCUUGACACACUACACCGCCAGCGUCUACGAAGACACCGCCACCAAAGCCCUGCUCACCCGCAUCCAGGCCAUAGACCCUGAUGAAGGUCUGGGCCGCAUGGUGGUCUACUCCCUGUCCGACUCUGCAGGCGGUUCCUUCUCUAUCGAUAAGUCCUCAGGCAUCGUGGUCCUGGAACGCAUUCUUGACCGUGAGGUCCAACCGGCUUAUCAGAUAACAGUCCAUGCGUCUGACCAGGGUUCACCUCUGCCCCUCUACUCACUGGUCAACGUAACUAUCACUGUGCUGGACAUCAAUGACAACCCGCCUGUGUUUGAGCGCCGGGAUCAGCUAGCGACAGUGCCGGAGGACGUGGGAGUAGGCACUGAGGUUCUGAGAAUUUAUGCUGCAAGCAAAGACAUUGGGACCAACGCUGAGAUCACUUACAGUAUCCGAUCAGGCAACGAGCAUGGAAAGUUCCACAUCCACCCACUGACCGGUGCCAUUUUAGUUGCCCAGCCUCUGGACUAUGAGACCUGCAGGGACUACUUUCUGACAGUGGAGGCUCGUGAUGGGGGCACACCACCGCUGAGUGCCAUUACGACAGUAAACAUAAAUCUGACAGAUAUCAAUGACAACGCCCCCAUGUUUAGCCGUGACCUCUACACUGCAGUGGUGUCAGAAGAUGCCACCACUGGAGAGUCUGUCGUCCAGCUGGUAGCAGAGGACGUUGACAGUCAGCUGAAUGGAGCCAUCCUCUACUCCAUCAUCAGCGGAGACCGAGACAACCAGUUCUUUAUUGACCAACUCCAUGGGGUCAUCAAGGUCAACAAGCCACUGGACCGUGAGACAGUUCCCAGCUACUCGUUGGCCAUCAGAGCUCUGGAUAGUGGAAUCCCACCCAUGUCGUCCACUGUGAUGGUCAACAUAGACAUCUCUGACAUCAAUGACAACCCGCCCACCUUCUCCCCCGCCAACCUCACUACUGUCAUACAGGAAAACAAGCCAAUCAGCACCAGCAUCCUGGAGCUGUCCGUCAUCGAUCAGGACUCCUCCCACAAUGGCCCGCCCUUUGACUUCCGCAUCCUGUCAGGAAACGAAGGCGGAGAGUUUUUGCUGGAGAAAGAUGGAACACUGGUGGCCAACCAAGUGUUCAGGAGGGACUUGGCAACUAAAUAUGUGAUUCUGAUCCAGGUGACCGACUCGGGGAAGCCUCGUCUGUCCUCCUCCUCCAUGCUGACAGUCAGGGUGAUUGAGGAGAGCCUUCAUCGGCCAGUAGCGUUGCCACUGGAAGUCCAUAUCGUCACUAUGGAGGACGAGUUUCCUGGUGGUGUGAUUGGCCAGCUGCACGCCACUGACGCUGACCCUUAUGAUGUGCUGACCUUUGGCCAUGCCCCCCCCGCCCAGCGCAGUCUCUUUAAGAUCAGUCCUCGUGACGGCAAAAUCAUCGCCCUGGGUGGGUUGGAUGCAGGCAGGUAUACCCUCAACGCCAGCGUUAGUGACGGCCGCUUCGCGGUGCCUGUGCCCGUGAGCGUGCAUGUUGAGCAGGCAACACCAGAGAUGCUGCGUGAGGCAGUGACGGUGCGCUUUGAGAGCGUGGCACCACAAGACUUUGUGGCGUUGCACCUGAAGAGUGUGUUGAAAGUUCUGCAGAAGGCCGCUGCUUCCCAGCAGCAGGACUCGCUGCACCUGCUCAGUCUGCAGCCUGUCGGCGGAACACAACAACUGGACAUGCUCGUAGCCGUGGAAACAGCAGGGGGCGGGUACUACAAGGCUGCUUACCUUACCCAGAAACUCAGCGCAUCACGCCGGCAGCUGGAGGAGGUCCUCAGAGUCUCAGCUAUCCUAGAUAAGAACUGUUCGGGGCUGGAGUGUCGCGGCGCGCAGUGCGAACAGAGCAUCAUCUUGGAUUCACACAGCCUGGCUACAUACAGCACGCCGCGGGUCAGCUUCGUUUCACCACGCUUCCAUCGGACUUCACGCUGCACAUGUAAUGAUGCCAGCUGUGCUGUCCUGUCAGAACAGUGUGAGGACCAGCCGUGUCCAGCAGACAUGCAGUGUGUUUCAGUUGAGGCCUCCAGAGGGCGCUACGCAUGCCAGUGUCCACCGGGCAAACUGGGAGAGUGUGCAGGUCAUUCGUCUCUGAGUUUCUCAGGUAACAGCUACAUCAAGUACAGACUGUCUGACCGGCUGCAGACGGAGCUGAAACUCAGCCUCAGGAUCAGAACACUGCAAAGCAGAGGGAUCAUUAUGUACACACACACUGAGCCCUGCACCGUGCUCAAGUUGGAGGAGGGAAAGCUGUGGUUCCAGCUGGCCUGUGGCGGUGGUGGAGGUGGUGACAGUCCCGACAUGUUGGGCAUCUCCGGCCGUCGUAUCAAUGAUGGCAGCUGGCACACGGUGGCACUGGAGCUGAAUCGCAACUUCAGCAGCCUGGCGCUGGAUGACAGCUAUGUUGAGCGACGCCGUGGACCACCAUUCAUACAACCACUCGCUCCGGACAGAACCAUCUACUUUGGAGCACUGGUGCAGCACCCCAACUCUCGCAGCCUCAUGGACUCCCAGAAGGACCCGCGGGUGCUCGAGGGCUUCCAGGGCUGCCUGGACUCGGUCAUGCUGAACAACAACGAGCUGCCGCUCCAGAACAAACGCUCGCGAUACGCAGAGGUGGUGGGACUGACGGAGCUGAAGCUGGGCUGCAUCCUCUAUCCUGACGCCUGCCUGCAGCAGCCCUGUCGCAAUGGAGCCACCUGCACCAGCCUGCCCUCUGGUGGGUUCUCAUGCAGCUGUAACCCCCAGUACACCGGAGGGCGCUGUGAGAUGGAGAUAACAGCAUGUGUUCCCAACCCGUGUCAGAACGGUGGCGCAUGUAAGCCCAUCGGAAACGCCUUCCUCUGCAGCUGCAGGAGAGGCUUCAAGGGUCUGACUUGUGAGGAAGAUGUUAACGAAUGUGACCGCAGCAAUCCAGAGGGUGAGUGUGAGAACGGCGGCGUCUGCGUCAACACUUAUGGUUCCUUCUACUGUAACUGCACCGCGGGCUUCGUGGGCCAGCGCUGCGGACUGCGGCCCGUUGUCGUCCCCGACAUGCAGGCGGGUCACACUGUGGUCGGGAAAGAGGAGCUGAUUGGAAUCGCUGUGGUGCUUUUUGUCAUCAUCACCCUCAUCAUCCUCUUCAUCGCUUUCCGCAAGAAGGUUUUCCACAAGAACUACUCACGGAACAACCUGUCUCUGGUCCAGGACCCGGCCACCGCAGCACUCCUGAACAAGGCCAACGGUGUCCAGUUUAAGAGCCUACACUGCACACCAGGAGACCCUCUCAACCUGUACUCAGAGCCCACCGUGGUGGGAGGGGGUGGGAUGAUGGGACCUCCACAGGUCCCUGUGAGGCCCAUGGCAUACACGCCCUGUUUCCAAGGAGACCCACGGUCUACGCUGGAGAAGAUGGUGGAUGGGCGCGGCGUGGAGCAUACAGAGAUGAGCACCUUUCACCCGGACUCUCCAAGGAUCCUGUCAGGGACCACCAGGAGGGGGGUGGUGGUGUGCAGCGUGGCCCCCAACCUGCCACCAGUGUCACCCUGUCGCUCAGACUGUGACUCCAUGCGCAAGAGCCCAUGGGACAGUGAUGAGGGUAAGAUGGUUGACAUGGCAGAAGAAGUGACGUGUUUCUCAGGGAGCAACAAAGGCAGUAACUCAGAGGUCCAAUCACUGAGCUCCUUCCAGUCGGACUCCUGUGAUGAUAACGCGUAUCAUUGGGACACAUCAGACUGGAUGCCGAGCGCCAGGCUGUCAAACAUUGAAGAGGUGCCGGGCUAUGAGGCAGCUCCUAGCAGCAACGUAGCAGGCUCAGUCCUCCGUCUUGGAGGAAGCACCCGUGAACUUGAGUCAGACUACUACCUGGGGGGCUAUGACAUUGACAGCGACUACCCCCCUCCCCACGAAGAAGAGUUCUUAAGUCAAGACCAGCUCCCACCUCCGCUGCCCACAGGUGAGGACUAUCCUGAGCCCUACACGCCGCUGCCCACCAACCCGCCAGUGUCCAAGGAGAGCACCCUGAGCUCUGGCAGCACUGGGCAUCAGCAUGCCAGGCCACACUUCCACCCCAGCCAAUACCUUCCUCCCCACCAGCUUCCCCUUGGGGAGGCCCCCCAUGGGGACUUCAGCACUUCAAUUAGUGGGGUGACCCCAGGAAAUGGGGACACUGAUGACUCUGUGUCGCUAAAUAUGCGACUGUCUGUUGGUGCAUCAUCAGCCUCGGACAUGUCGGCCCCCUGCGGGUUGGAUGACUCUGAACAUGGCAGCGACUUUGACAGUCUGGACGAGCUUCGUCGAGGGGUGACCAUCAUCACUGACUCACAGCAACAGACUGAGGUGUGAUCGAUUUACCAGUACAGGGAUGAUAUGGGAUGUAUAAUGGACCAGAAGGAGCAGAACAUUGGAGCAAAUGGAAGGAGAUGCACAAGCAGAGGUUAUCAGAGGAAGAAAUGCUUUGUCAGCAAUGUUAGCUACAACCAUAGACUGUAACAAUGACCUUGAAACCACAUUUCACCUGUUUUAAGUACUAUCCUCUGGGAGUGUUGCGUUUUACCAUGAACAAACUCAGUGUGUUGUCAGAGCAGUCCCUGCUGUGCAGAACAAACAGAAGUGUCCUUCCUAUUCCAAUAAGGAGUCAUUUGUAAUGUGAAAAGAAUGGGAUAGAGAAUGUGAAUGAGAAGGACUAAUGCAAAAGAGAUUGAAAUGUACAAAUACGGUACAGAAGAUUCGAAAAAAGAGAAGGGACAAUCAUGUAAGUGAAAGGGUUGUUUGGUUCCCUGCUCCUUCACAGAAGCCCAUCGGACCACUACUUUCUAAAAUAAAUACACAAAUCGCCACUAUCAUUUUUUCCUCCUGGGAUUUGUAAACUUUGUAGUGCUUCAAGCUUGUACAGACUUUGUAAAAUAGUAUGACCUUACUGGUGAAUAAGUAUGAAACAAUGUAUUGGCCACAUUUCAAAAAGCCAUUUAUUUGUUUUAAUGUGGAAUGUGCUUGCUUGCUCCUUUCCCAAAAGAAUCCCCCAUCAAGCCAUCGUAUCUCAUUAGGUCUGUUUAAUGUAUCAUUGACCUUCCAGCUUUAUGUUUUCUCGUGCGGAAGCCAAGAGCUGCCAUAGUUGCUAAUGUAUUUUAAGAACUGAUCUCUCAAGAUUACAAACUGAUAAUCAUAUUUACAGAUAAGACACAGUAUCUUUAUUUAGGUUUUAAAACUAUUAUCCUAGGAUAAAUAUUACAAGAACAUAAAAUCUUAGUGAAAUCAACAAUACACAAAAUGUAGCACAUAAGGAGGAGAUUUGGGUGGUGGAGGGAGUUGCAGCAGUGUUGGCAUGAAGCAAUCGGUACAGUAAUAGUAAAUGUGAUGUUAUAAUGGCCACCUGUAUGAAUAUGGUUGGAUGUUACUAGUAAGCUGGUAGCCACAUGGCUGGUGAAUGAGCCACUUAUUGUAAAGCAUGAAUGAAGUAGCUGAUGCCAAACAAUUAAAGCGUGACUUCAGUGCAUGGCCUCAAUUAACGAUAUGUUCCGUUUUAUGGACUUUUAAUUGUAAUGGAGCCUUUUUUUGGUAAAGAAUCUGAAUACCUCAUCCACAACUGGAUAAAAUGCCAUCAUAACAUGUGAUCAUGAGAACAUGUGUCUUCAGAUAACAAGAUACUUAAGUAGUAAUGUUAACCUAGAAAUCUUGAAAAUGUAUAUUGGCAACCACAGCGACUCUUUUUCAGUCAUUUUGUCUGCCACUGUAGAGUCAAAAAUCUUUGGCAGAAAUAAUCGACAACCCUCCAUUUCUUUGAUCUGUUUAAUUUCACACCAUUAUUCCAAAAAGCUUUGUGAAGCAGACACAUUUUUAGCGGCACUGCAUUCCAAUGUUUUCUGUUACUUUGUAGCAUCUUCACCGUGUCCCCAGGCAGAAGUCAAACGCUUCUCCAGGUCACUAAUGACUUAGUUUCCAUCUGGCCUCCAGGACAGACACACACAUCAGACUGCUUCAGAUCGUCACUGUAUUGUACUAUAAUCUGCCAGAUCCACUCGGGCAUGCAGCUCCUUUUUUCUUUGUAACAGAUAUAUGUGUUUAAAUCUCUGUACAGUGUAAAUAGCUGGGUUGUUAAAAUGCAGAUUUUGUAGAUAUGCAAUCCUAAACUUUCUUUGAGUUUUUUUGUUGGACUGUUUGAUGUGAAUGUGGACACAAAGACUGUGAAAUAUCAAUUAUUUUCACAUCAUUCCUCCUCUUUCACUGACUGACUGAAUGCCAUUUCAAUAUUAUAGAUGAGUUUUGCACAGUAUUAAAUCCAGAAAUUAGCUUUUUCUUUUUUCUUUUUUUUUAAUUAUGGUAAUGAGGGAACCUUUUUUGUACAUUUCUUUCAUCUGGAAUGUUUUGAUGAAUUUCUAAUGUUCAGAGACAUUAGGCAGUGUCAAUAUGUCCCCUAUCUGCAGACAUUGAGUGUACAAAGUGAGUGCUUUUUUAAACGUUUUUUUUUUCAGUGCAGACAAUAAAAAGGUUCUUGCGCACCA
Cottoperca gobio is the source of this 15947-nucleotide messenger RNA. It is a transcript of the gene fat3a, whose product is annotated as FAT atypical cadherin 3a. The coding region runs from base 1 to 13791 and encodes 4596 amino acids. Gene Ontology annotation, cellular component: plasma membrane. The transcript is spliced from 27 exons. Gene Ontology annotation, biological process: homophilic cell-cell adhesion. The record is from RefSeq and is a predicted model, not a curated record. Lineage: Eukaryota; Metazoa; Chordata; Actinopteri; Perciformes; Bovichtidae. Gene Ontology annotation, molecular function: calcium ion binding.